This is a messenger RNA of Chelonia mydas (Green sea turtle), 3020 nucleotides long. Its product is annotated as cytochrome P450 3A9. Gene Ontology annotation, biological process: steroid metabolic process; oxidative demethylation. Gene Ontology annotation, molecular function: iron ion binding; testosterone 6-beta-hydroxylase activity; oxidoreductase activity, acting on paired donors, with incorporation or reduction of molecular oxygen, reduced flavin or flavoprotein as one donor, and incorporation of one atom of oxygen. The coding region runs from base 128 to 1663 and encodes 511 amino acids. Lineage: Eukaryota; Metazoa; Chordata; Testudines; Cheloniidae. The transcript is spliced from 13 exons. The record is from RefSeq and is a predicted model, not a curated record.
CAAACAGAUAAAAAGUUGCGACACUGUUCUUUCCCUAGUCCCAAGACUGAUCAGAGCAGAGAGAGGGAAAAACACAACAACUGAGAAGUUAGACAGAGAACAAGAAACUGAGAGGUACAGAGCUAAAAUGAACCUUCUCCCUAGCUUUUCCAUUGAGACCUGGGCUCUCCUGAUUGCACUGCUAUUUCUCCUGAUACUAUAUGGGAUCUGGCCAUUUGGUUUUUUCAAGAAAUUGGGUAUCCCUGGGCCAAAGCCAUUGCCUUUCUUUGGAACUGUCUUGGAGUAUCGUAAAGGUUUCUUGGAGUUUGACAGUACAUGCUAUGAGAAAUACGGGAAAAUCUGGGGGUUUUAUGAUGGCAGGCAACCUGUGCUGGCUGUCACAGAUCCUACAAUAAUUAAAACUGUGCUGGUGAAAGAGUGCUUCACCACCUUUACCAACCGGCGGAAUUUAGGUCUAGCGGGAGUGCUAGAGUCGGCUGUCUCUCUGGCUGAGGAUGAGAAGUGGAAGAGAAUUCGUACAGUGCUCUCUCCAACCUUCACCAGCGGGAAGCUAAAGGAGAUGUUUCCCAUUAUCAAGCAAUACGGGGAGGUUUUGGUGAGAAAUGUUCAGAAGAAAGCAGAAAAGGAUGAACCUGUGGACGUUAAGGACAUCUUUGGAGCCUAUAGCAUGGAUGUUGUUACUAGCACUUCCUUCGGUGUGAACAUUGACUCCAUGAACAACCCCAAAGAUCCUUUUGUCAAGGAAAUCAAGAAGCUAGUGAAGUUUAACUUUUUUGACCCACUCUUCAUUUUGAUAUUUGUAUGCCCGUUCCUCAUUCCCCUUCUUAAGAAGAUGGAUGUAAAUGUUUUCCCCAAAGAUGCCAUAGAAUUCUUCACAAAGUCGAUCGCCAGAAUGAAGGAGGACCGUGAAAAAGAGGCCAAAGGGGGCCGAGUGGAUUUCCUGCAGCUGAUGAUCGAAUCCCAGAACUCUAACACUAGCUAUGAAAGCAAUGGAGUGACUCACACAUAUAAAGGCCUGACUGAUACUGAGAUUUUGGCACAAGCGUUUAUUUUCAUUUUUGCUGGAUAUGAGCCCACCAGCAACUCCCUUUGCUACCUGGCUUACAAGCUGGCCACCCACCCUGAUGUGCAGCAGAAGCUGCAGGACGAGCUAGACUCAGUUUUACCAAACAAGGCUCCACUUACCUACAAUGCCCUGAUGCAGAUGGAGUAUCUCGACAUGGCAGUGAAUGAAAUCCUUAGGCUGUUUCCUCUUGGAGGACGACUUGAAAGGGUCUGCAAGAAAGACGUAGAGAUAAAUGGACUGACCAUUCCAAAAGACACUGUGGUUAUGAUCCCACCCUUGGUUCUGCAUCGUAUCCCAGAAUACUGGCCAGAACCAGAGGAGUUCAGACCGGAAAGGUUCAGUAAAGAGAACAAAGAGGUCCUGGAUCCAUACACAUACCUGCCCUUUGGAGCUGGUCCCAGGAACUGCAUUGGAAUGAGGUUUGCUCUCCUCUCCAUGAAAGUUGCUAUCGCCAGUCUGCUGCAGAAUUUCACCUUCAGACCCUGCAAAGAAACCCAGAUCCCGCUCAAGCUGAAUUCCCAGGGAUUCCUGAUACCAGAGAAACCUAUUGUUCUGAAGUUAGUCCCCAGAGCUUACACCUCACACCCAGAGGAAUAAGACCCAACAGAGUUCACAGCAGCUCUCCAGAGUACCAGCAGAGGCUUUACGUCAUUGGGUCUCUGCCACAAAUGCAGAAGAAGAGCUUCCGUUCAUUCCGAAGGCAUUUACUAAAUAUCUAUAGAAAAAUGUUGACUGUCAGAAAUGUAAACCUGGACAGUGACUGUAAAUAGCUUUUAUACCAUCAGAUUUAGAGAAUGUAUAUAAAGGAAAAAUUCUACUGAGACACAGCUCUGCUUCUCUGACUCCUUUCUAGUGAGAUUCCUCCAUCUGGAGAGGGAAUUACUGUCUCAUCCAAGAGGCAGUGGGAACUUUUUUGCUGGAAAUAGAAAUCACUAGAGCUACUGGGGGCAGGGGCGGGUGAAUGCCAAGAGUUUUGUGAGUUGUACUGAUAUUUGAAGAAGUGUGUAUAAACUGUUGGGCUGUUGAAUUUACUGGGAUGUGGUGAGAUUAUCCUAGAAACCAAAUCUCUCUUGGGUCAUAUGUUAAUGGAACAAAAGCAUGUAACAUGUACAGAGAACAGAAUUCAUCAAAUGUUUGUGAAAGGGCUCUCUGUUGUGUAUUCUGAAUAAUUUGUUCACUUCUGCCUUGAAAAAAUAUUCAGUCUGGACCCUUGAAAUUACCCACAUACAGCAUCUUCCAUUUAAUUUACUGAAUUUGGUCCUUCAUUUAACUUGAUCAAAGCUUCCGUUCUUACUGUAAAAUGUAUUACAAAUGAUACGACUCCUACCUAGUAUUUUGGUUAAGUGGAUCACUUUAGGGCAGGGUUAUUAAUCUGAUCACUAACCACACAAUGUUGCCAUUUAAUCAAUAAAGCAGGGCAAAAUUCUGAAUGUGGGAGAGACCAAGGAAGAGCCAUACGACAAUGAACAAGAUGACUGCAAUGAAAGUUGCACUAUUUAGGCAUUGUUAUUGACACUGUAGGCACUGCUAUGUGCUAGGCACUCUGUGAUAUGAGCCCUACUUAUUGUAUGGGUUGCAAGAUCAACCACUUAGUAAGGUCAAACUGAUAGGAAGAGAUCCUCAAGAUAAGAGGUAGGCAUCUCACCAAAUAAGGGUAAAUCCAUCCUCAUCAUCGUAUCCACUCAUUAUACUCCACACCUGAACGUAGCCAUUAUAUGAAGAACAUACCCUCAUAUGUCAAUGUCUGUAUUUUGACAUGCUAACCUUUUACCCCCGCUCGGGGAUAUUGCAGAUUAUGUAUUCCUUAUGCCAUCUGAUCCUAAACCGAAUUUUGCACCCCUUGAUAAUCUGUACCUUAUUCCCUGAUAACCAGAAACUUCUACGCUUAAACUCUGUACCAUUUUUUUUAUUUUAACAUCAUCUUAAUUAAAUUAUUAAAUCUAUUUUCUUUCUA